This is a messenger RNA of Notolabrus celidotus (New Zealand spotty), 1686 nucleotides long. It is a transcript of the gene ngfa, whose product is annotated as nerve growth factor a (beta polypeptide). Gene Ontology annotation, biological process: nerve development; nerve growth factor signaling pathway; positive regulation of peptidyl-serine phosphorylation. The coding region runs from base 325 to 1215 and encodes 296 amino acids. The transcript is spliced from 3 exons. The record is from RefSeq and is a predicted model, not a curated record. Lineage: Eukaryota; Metazoa; Chordata; Actinopteri; Labriformes; Labridae. Gene Ontology annotation, molecular function: growth factor activity; nerve growth factor receptor binding.
AUUUCCCAAAGAGUGUGGGAGGGAGACAGACAGAAGUGGAUGGCCCGAGACCUGGAUUCACAGCUUUAAAAGCAGGAGCGGGAUUUUUGGAGUUUGGGAUAAUUCUGCCCUUGGUCUGAAGAGAGAGUGAGGUGGAAUAUAACAAGAUUUAAUUUUGGAAGUUGUCACUUAGUGGGAAGAGAAGAAGAGCAUUAACAGGGCGAGGAGCUGUGGUUCAGGGGGUCCAGAUGGCAGGCAUGAGGGGCCCGGCCUGCACUGGAGUCUGGCUCUAGAGUCCACAGGGGCUCCAACUUCAACUGGACACAUUCCACAGGACGUGUGCCCAUGAGGUCGUCACCGCUGGUCCUGCUCCUCCUGAUCGGCGUCCAGGCUGUACUGAACAUGUCAGGUGGAUUGGCCUGGAGCGCCGGGGCAGCCAACCACAGAGUAGGACAGCAGACGGCAGCCAAUCACAGAGCAGGACAGCAGCAAACAGCAGCAGGGGACCACAUUACUGUACACCAUACUUCACAGGAGCAUCGCAGGACCAGCCACCACAGGACCAAGAGGCUCCAUCGGGCAGCUUCACACACCCAAGAUAGGAGUCCUGUUGUUGGGCAUUCUACAUCAGAUUCCUCACCUGACCCCUCCAUCCCAGUGGUGGACCCCAAGCUCUUCUCCAAAAGGCGUUACCGCUCCUCGCCUCGAGUUGUCUUCAGCGAGGAGACUCCAUCUCAUGACGCACUGGAGGGUGAGGGAUAUGACAUUGAAGGGGUGAGGGGAGUGAGGGUAAGGCGCAGAGCAGGGUCACACACCAUGCACCGAGGAGAGUACUCAGUAUGUGACAGCAUAAAUACCUGGCUCGGCAACCUGACAAAAGCCACGGACAUAGGUGGGAACGAGGUGACAGUGCUGCCCAAUGUUACAAUCAACAAUGUGGUGAAGAAACAGUUCUUCUAUGAGACCACCUGCCGCUCCCCCACACACAGAGGCUCUGGGACUGCAAUUGGAGGGAGGCCAGGGGGACGAGGUGGUAAACAAGGCUCCAAAUCAGGCAACUCAGGCUGUCUCGGCAUCGACAGCCGCCACUGGAACUCCUACUGCACCAACACACACAUAUUUGUAAGCGCCCUGACCAUCCACAAGGAACUGACAGCCUGGCGUUUCAUCCGCAUCAAUGCUGCCUGUGUGUGUGUUCUCAGCCGGAAGUCUUGGGCAGGACGACUGAGGCACUGACCCUGACCACUGAACUAUGAACCCAGCACACACAUUUCUACUAAACAGCCACUGCAGCUUUAUUGCCAAUACUGUAAUCCACCUCCCCACCUCCAGACAUAUCGAUACUGACAAUAGCAAUCCACACACACACACACACACACACACACACACACACACACACACACACACACACACACACACACACACACACACACACACAUGUACUUACAUACACACCAAAACACACCCGCAAACAUACACAUACAGUUCCAUCAAUCCAUCACCCUGGUCCCCCUGACCCUACCUCAGUCUGAGAAGUCCUAGUUGUGUUAACUUAUGAGGACUGCAUGUCAUAUUUAUAGUUUAUACAGGCAAAUAUGAAAAUAUAUACAAUAUGUGUAUAUAUAUAAAUGAAAUCAAGCUUUAAUGUUGUUGUUGUUAUUAUUGUUGUGUUGUUCAUGCUGUUAUUUAUUAAACACCUCAGUACUU